Molecule: messenger RNA, 1555 nt
Organism: Ruditapes philippinarum (Manila clam)
Lineage: Eukaryota; Metazoa; Mollusca; Bivalvia; Venerida; Veneridae
Exons: 8
Coding region: 414-1217 (267 amino acids)
Source: RefSeq, a predicted model, not a curated record
CCUUCGUAAAUAGAAAUCCGCAUAGAAAUAAUCACGACGAACCAUAAACAUCAUGGAAUAUGUGGAUUGAUCUUAACUUUACCACCAACACGAGGCUUGUUUCUUUGCUCCGAAAGAGUGUUUUGUUUCGUUAUGUAUCUAUUCAUAUAGUAAAUUACAAAAUGAACAUAUUUGUAAAUACAAUCUAGAUAUAACAACAAUAAAAGUUGAUUGAAAACCCAAAUCAUCUCACAACCGAACUAUGCAGAUAUGAACAAGGAAGUACGUUUCAAUCAAUUGGGCAAAUAAAUGUAAAACUUAUCAAUACAAUCGAUCUAAAAAACACAUAACAUAGUCAUCUGGUUGUGAUUAUUGGUUGAAGAAUUUUUAAAUUCCCAUUUCAACGUCGAUGUCAAUUUUGUCUCGGAUAUAAAAUGAGUUCGGAGAUCAGAAUUCAGUUGCCUGUCCCUAACGAUGUAGAAACCGACAAGGAGUUGUGCCCUGUUUGUCGUGAACGCGAAAUACGAACCAGGUUCCUUCCAUGUAUUCACAUGAUAUGUGAACCAUGUCUUCAAGACUUGAUCAAAUGUUCAGAGGGAAACACUUUCAAAUGUCCCUUGUGUCGAAAAGAGUACUACGUUGAUACAUUUGCUCCAGUGAAAACUCGACAAUACGGAGAACAAAAUAAUCACUAUGCAGAAACAUCUUUCUCAAGUCAAGGGAUUUUAACAACUAUUUCAGAAAGAGUUGAAGCUGCAGGAGAUAGACGUUUGGCUGACCGAGUGAUCAGGAGCAAUAAUGGCCCAGCAAUCAAUCAGAGACCACAAACGUAUUCUUAUAACAAAUCAGAAUGUGUCUGUUGUCGGUCGUGUAUUAAAGCCGCGGCAUUUGGAGUUUGUAUGUUGCAUUUAAUCUUAGUUGCUAUUGCAAGAGUUCUUUUAGGUUUAUUUUCUGGUCCUUUCACAAGCACAUGGAACGGUUGUGUCAUUUCUCAAAUGCUUAAAGGAGCAUCUGAUUUCAUUAUUGCAAUAACUCUUUGGCGAAAUGUGAAAUGUCGUUAUCGUAAAUAUCUUUUCUUGGUUCUAAUACUGGCUUCAGUUAUAGUGACGGGUUUUGGUACGCAUUUCAUAUGGACAGAAUGUUUUUUUGGAGACUUCCUUGGAUGGUAUAUAAUAGUGGACUGGCUGAUGAUAUUCUGCAUAACUCUAUACAUGUACUGUUUAGUUAAAGACGACUGAUUAACUAUGAAUAACUUUCAAAACAUCUAUGUCUUAUCUGAUGAAAGAUAUAUGUACGAAAUAAAACAGGACAUUAUCCAAACAUUUUACCAAUUAAAAAUGAUUUAUUGUGCAUAGUUUAAUGAUAUAUUUUUAUCUGAACCGAUAUCAGUUUUAUAUACUUCAUGUAAUCAUCAUAGAUCAGGAUGAAUAUUCAUCAUAACCUUAACAUUUUCUUGCAUGUUUAGAAUUUACAUUUAACAUAUACUAGUAUUAUGAGACCAUAUAUUUAAAAGGAUCCAAAUUAUGUCCCUUCUCGGGAAAUUUCAUGUAUGGUCAAUAAAUAAAUAAAAAUGAGC